UCAGUUCAUUUUCAGAAAUUAACUUGUAAUUACUGGGCAAGUGAAACAUUUGUAAAUUGUUAAUUAAGUUGUUCAUACAGUCAGUCAAGUCAGUGGCAGGAGCCACAUUCCUGUGUUCUAAACCUGAUUUGCAUGUGGAAUCGUGGAAUGUUCUGUAGAAUAAUGGUAGAAUUCCAUGGGACUCAUCUCAGAUUCUUUGGUGGAAUCCUCGGCGCCUAUUAACCAAACGCCCACAAGAAUCGAUCAUUUCAGCUCAGUCAACAGAUCACAGCGGCCACAUUGACCCGAGCUCCCCGAUUUCCAACAAUUCUCCUUUCAACACAAAGAAGAAACAAAAAUGGAAAUACUAAGAGACGCCAUCCGCAGAAGAACCCUUUGCACCGAGGAGGCACCACAAGCUGCUCCCGGCUUGCUGCAAAGGAUCUUCAGGUAUCUCAACCCCUGGGGUCAACCUCCCACUGUGGCCCAGGAACAUCUGCAGGAGUCACCACUGCAGGAUGACUCAACCCACCCGGACACAAACCCAGAGACCGAGGAGGCACCACAAGCUGCUCCCGGCUUGCUGCAAAGGAAUCUCAACCCCUGGGGUCAACCUCCCACGGUGACCCAGGAACAUCUGCAGGAGUCACCACUGCAGGAUGACUCAACCCACCCGGACACAAACCCAGAGACCGAGGAGGCACCACAAGCUGCUCCUGGCUUGCUGCAAAGGAUCUUCAGGUAUCUCAACCCCUGGGGUCAACCUCCCACAGUGACCCAGGAACAUCUGCAGGAGGCUCCACAAGCUGCUCCCGGCUUGCUGCAAAGGAUCUUCAGGUAUCUCAACCCCUGGGGUCAACCUCGCCCGGUGCAGAAAGACUCAAUCUUCAGAAGGAUCUUCAGGUAUCUCAACCCCUGGGGUCAAAAAAACCCAAACCAGGGAGUUAGGGGUGGACAAAACAAGACCAAAAAGAUGAAAAAAAGGUUCAAAAUCAAACUGAUGAUUGUGGGACUCAAAUACGGCUGGAGAACAAAGAUCAUGUAUUUCCUCCUCCUGUUUCUGUUUGCUGGUGGAGUGACACAGCACCUACACCUCAGCAACCAGCUACAAGACGCCCGGCUGCAAAUAACCACCCUCACGCAGCUGAUGGGCCGAUUGAGUCCCGUCGCAGACACAAUGGCCAACUUCGCCCAGGAGUCGCAGGGAGCCAGAGUCCUCCACCGCCUGUCCUCAGACACGUUCCGGACCUCGAUACAAGACAAAAUAAUGGACCAGCUGCUCUCCUGGGUCACCACCUCCACCGACCACCAAAGAAUCAUCCAGGACCACUCAAGGUCGCACCCCGGAGAGGGCUGGUGCUUCGCGGGGGCCAAGGGACACGCCGUCGUCUCCUUGUCGCAUCACGUCGAGGUCACGCACAUCACAAUCGGUCACAUCACAAAAAGGCAGUCACUGACCGGGGAAAUCAACAGUGCGCCGAGGGAGUUCUCCAUCUACGGAUUGGUGCACGACAACGACGAAGGCAUCCACCUGGGGAGCUUCGCGUACAACAAGAACGGCCUGAGCUCCCAGACCUUUGAGCUGCCUGUCCCAGUCAAAGAUGUCUUCAGCCACGUCAAGCUCGAGAUAAAGACAAACUGGGGGGAUGAAGACCAAACGUGCCUCUACAACUUCAGGGUGCACGGGUAUCCGGUGUCUGGUUAGGGUGUAGAAGGUCGACCAACCCUGAACCGUCCAAGAACAAAUGAGAUGUCAUCAAAUACAUAAAUAUGUGAUCAUGGGUAUGCAUAAAUAGAUGUAUUAGAUGACAUGUUCACAGAUGUGUUCGGGUUGGUUUGCCUUCCCACGUGGGUUUUCUCCGGGUUCUCCGGUUCGCCCCAACACACCAAGCAUUGUUUGGUUUACAGUUGGCAGAAGAGGAUUAGGUCUUUUGGGUUUUCUCCGGGUUCUCCGGUUCGCCCCAACACACCAAGCAUUGUUUGGUUUACAGUUGGCAGAAGAGGAUUAGGUCUUUUGGGUUUUCUCCGGGUUCUCCGGUUCGCCCCAACACACCAAGCAUUGUUUGGUUUACAGUUGGCAGAAGAGAAUUAGGUCUUUUGGGUUUUCUCCGGGUUCUCCGGUUCGCCCACACACACCAAGCAUUGUUUGGUUUACAGUUGGCAGAAGAGAAUUAGGUCUUUUGGGUUUUCUCCGGGUUCUCCGGUUCGCCCCAACACACCAAGCAUUGUUUGGUUUACAGUUGGCAGAAGAGAAUUAGGUCUUUUGGGGUUUUCUCCGGGUUCUCCGGUUCACCCACAUUA
This is a messenger RNA of Pungitius pungitius (ninespine stickleback), 2280 nucleotides long. RefSeq lists its product as uncharacterized. Gene Ontology annotation, cellular component: nuclear envelope; meiotic nuclear membrane microtubule tethering complex. The coding region runs from base 338 to 1684 and encodes 448 amino acids. Gene Ontology annotation, molecular function: protein-membrane adaptor activity. Lineage: Eukaryota; Metazoa; Chordata; Actinopteri; Perciformes; Gasterosteidae. The record is from RefSeq and is a predicted model, not a curated record. The transcript has 11 exons.